AUGGGUAUUCAGGGCUUGCUUCCUCAGUUGAAGCCAAUUCAGCAGCCCAUCACACUAAUCCGCUAUGAUGGUCAGACACUGGCAAUUGACGGUUAUGCGUGGCUGCAUAGAGCAGCGCACUCGUGCGCAGAGGAACUGGCUCUGGGCCGGCCUACUUCCAAGUACUUAGAGUUCUUUAUCAAGCGCCUUAACAUGCUGCGAAACCGUUUCAACAUCAAUCCCUACUUAGUGUUCGAUGGCGAUGCGAUCAUGGUAAAGAAGGACACAGAACUGAAACGGAAGCAAAAACGCGCUGAAAAUAAGGAGCGAGCGCUAGCUCUCUGGAAAGCUGGUGAUAAACGUCAGGCUUAUGACUACUUUCAAAAGUGCGUGGACGUGACGCCAGAAAUGGCUAAAUGUGUGAUAGAAUACUGCCAGGUCCAAGACAUCAAGUACAUAGUAGCACCGUUUGAGGCCGAUGCGCAGAUGGUUUAUCUGGAAAAGAAGGGCUUAGUUCAUGGCAUCAUUUCCGAAGACUCAGACCUCUUGAUUUUCGGUUGCCGGAAACUGAUUACCAAAUUGACCGACCAUGGGGAGGGCAUAGAGAUUUGUCGCGACGACUUUCCCCGACUACCAAGUAAAUUUCCGCUAUCUCAACUUUGUCCUGAAGAAACUCGAGCAAUGGUUUGUCUAUCAGGGUGCGAUUACACUGCAGGUAUCCCGAAAAUCGGUUUAUUGACUGCUAUGAAGCUUGUAAGAAAGCACAAAACAAUGGAUAACAUCAUUAAAAACAUACAGCGUGAGGGAAAGUUCGUCGUGCCCAAAGAGUUUCUGGAGGAGUACCAGUUGGCUUCGUUUGCAUUCCAAUUCCAGAGAGUUUAUUGUCCUGAAAACGGCAUGAUGACUACGCUUAGCGAAAUUCCUGAGGAGCUCCGCAACUGCCAAGCUUUAUUCAGCUGCAUAGGAAAGGUCAUAUCAAAGAGUGAACAUACUAAAGUGGUAAUCGUAGAUGAUUCAGAAGUGGACCACCAUCUUCAUGGUCGGAUAGCUGCAGGGGAGUUGUGUCCAUACAACUUUCAAAAGAUACUAGUUAACCGCGAGCGCAAAUUGCAGUUAACGACUAAAUCAGAGCCAAUUAUUGGCAAGCCCUUAGCAAGCCAAGCCGGCUCAAUAGAUACUUUUUUCAGCAAAACCGCUUCCGUUAGCGUCAGCUCAACUUCUACAGGUGUCACUACACAAAUGAGAUUUGCCAUUAAAAAGCAGGAAGAAAAGCUGAUCGAGAACGAAAGGAAAAUUGCAUCGGCUGUCGAGCGUCGUAAGCUCUUCAGACGUGACACGCCAGUGGUUGCAGGGGUCGGCAUGAGCCGAUAUUUUGGCAAAAGCCAAGACCAUCCCACAAAUGAAGAAAAAGACGUCACGAGCACUAUGGCGACGCCUACGCCUGUAGAGCCUUUAAUAAGUCCGAGGCUUCCAGACUUUACAAAGGCUUCCACGAACAGCAACUUUGCUUCGUGCAGCAAUGAGAGUCUUGGCUCCCAAGAUGAAGCAGCCACCGAUAUUCCAAGCUCCCUUCUUUCUACCGAAGUCCCAAGCUCAAUGGUCCCUACUCAAGUUGACAUGGAGUCUUCUCCAUAUAGCGAGGAAGACUCGGAGGUCUUGAGUGAAAUUGAAGAUACCGCGGAGGCCCGCAGGGACGAGAAGGCAUCUAACAAGAGGCACUGUAAUUCGAUAGCCGAUCUUCGCGAAAGCUUCAGCUACCACAGAGCCCCUUUGCAGGACAAAAGCGUCAAUGUGGCCUCCGGGAAUGGGCUUCUUCGUAAUUCAAAAGGUGCGAAGAGCCAUGUCUCAGCAGUCAAAGCUCCAAGCCUGGGAUUGAACAGUCAUGUCGGGGCAGUUAAGGCGCCAAGCCUAGGGACGAAGCGACCCAGGCACUACGUUGCUUCUCCAUCUUCGGCAACAGCUCCAAGACAAGCAACCCGUACGUUGAGUCUUUCUGACUUUAUAUACAGGGGGCAAUGA
Messenger RNA from Lachancea thermotolerans CBS 6340, 1998 nucleotides. It is a transcript of the gene DIN7, whose product is annotated as exodeoxyribonuclease DIN7. The coding region runs from base 1 to 1998 and encodes 665 amino acids. NCBI's taxonomy places the organism in Eukaryota, Fungi, Ascomycota, Saccharomycetes, Saccharomycetales, Saccharomycetaceae. The record is from RefSeq and is a predicted model, not a curated record. Gene Ontology annotation, biological process: DNA double-strand break processing; mismatch repair; DNA recombination. Gene Ontology annotation, cellular component: nucleus. The transcript has a single exon. Gene Ontology annotation, molecular function: metal ion binding; 5'-3' DNA exonuclease activity; DNA binding.